Molecule: messenger RNA, 495 nt
Organism: Necator americanus (New World hookworm)
Lineage: Eukaryota; Metazoa; Nematoda; Chromadorea; Rhabditida; Ancylostomatidae
Exons: 3
Coding region: 1-495 (164 amino acids)
Source: RefSeq, a predicted model, not a curated record
AUGUUCAUAGUUUUAAGUAGUAAUUGCUCGAAGACAAAAGCAGUGGCAGGACCCUUCCUGUUCUCCUUCGUCAUCGAUGACAUCAUGCAAAGAACCUUCGAUCAUUGUCCUGCUCUACCACCACCAGGAAGCUGUGCCAAACUUCAACGUGGUGUCAACCUUGCAUCGAAGCUACCUGCAGCCUAUGGAUUACGUGUACGACCUGAUAAGUGCAAGCAGAUUGAUGCCGAAAAUCAGCUGCAUGGUAAGGAGCUGCUUAAACGGCUGUUUGGCUACUGGCCUAAGAUAUGGCACAAAGAGGAUCUUCACGCGGAAAUUGAUGUGAUGAUCCACGUGAAAGCGUGUUCUGAAGAUUCUCGCUCGGUCACGUUUGAAAGGGCCAAGUGGCAGGUACCGGAAGUUCUGGACGGAGGUGGUGAAAGAGGACCUGAGGAUGUUUGGCGCAGAAGAGCACUUCAGUUGAGUAGUAAGUUCUCGCAGGGCAUGGGAUGGUGA